CGUCCUGCGUGUGCAGAAAAAAGGCGACUUCGGAGACACCCAUGUGAUGUUUCCCGGCCAGAUGAUGUGACACUCGGCGUCGAUUCGCUCUUUGUGUCGCUGCGGGUGACUUUACAGCGAGGAAGUGUUUUCGCAACGUCCACUCUGCACUGCGAGCCGGCGGCGGUCGUGUGCGCGCCAUAACACGCCUCUUCCAGCUUCAUAGUGAUACUGAUAGUGCAAAUAGUGCGCUGUUAUAAUUCUGUUUUCGCUUCGCAACGCGCCUCCCGCCCUCAUUCCUGUUGCUGGCUUAAGUGUGCCCUCCCCUCCCCGUGUCAGAGUGUUUGUAGACCGGGUCAGUGCGGAGGGCACGCCGGAAAAUCGAAGAACCUGAGUGGAAUGCUAGUGGAUCUAGUCGCACACAGCUGCGCUGCUGCAAGAUGGCUGACAUCACGGGCGCGCACGUCACCGUGCACGCGGGCCGCACUACGUCACGUCGCAGGUGUACCGACUCCGAGGAGCGGCGUGGCCGUCCGCGAGGACGGGGCGUUUGUCGCGGCGCGCGCGCGCGGCCCCCGCGAAACCCCGCGAAGCGGCCAGUGCGUGACGCUUGACGCGAAAGCCCCGCACUGCGUGUGUAAGUAGGACAGGUGAAGCCCGAGGCGCAAAGUUUGCGACGACUGACUGCGCCGAACCGAGGGUCUGACGCACAAAUGAGCCGGUGGUGAGGGAAAGAAGAAUGGGAGUCCGGCGAAAGGAAAGGGACGGGCGGUGGGCACCGGCGGCUCGGUCAAAAUGACUGAGUACAGCUUCUUCUUCUUGGGUACCAGGCUUACUUGUGGUACAGGAGAGGAGGAGGAGGCCUGGCAGUGAGCAGCACGGCACGCUAGUGGAACACAGUGCAGAACACUACAGGGAGGUGAUAAGAGGGGAGAAGCAACUACCCCCAAGUGACUAUCCAGGAGAGAAGGGACCUUCCACACCAGAGGACCAUGGGCACACAGAUUCUUUGACCAUCCUGCAGAGAUGGGACCGGAAAACUAGCCCUUCUGGGAAACUUCACUUUAAGUGACAAGGCAAUGACAGGGGAAAUAUAAUGGCUAAGAACAAGGAACCCCGUCCCCCGACAUACGCAGUAAGCGUUGUCGGGCUUUCAGGGACUGAGAAGGAGAAGGGUAACUGUGGGGUUGGCAAGUCAUGCUUGUGUAACAGGUAUGUGCGUCCCAAGGCAGAUGAUUACUACAUGGAGCACACCUCUGUAUUGAGCACAAUAGAUUUUGGAGGUCGUGUGGUAAAUAAUGACCACUUCCUGUACUGGGGAGAAGUGCAGCAACGUGGUGAUGAUGGCCUUGAGUGCAAAAUCCAGGUCAUUGAGCAGACUGAAUUUAUCGAUGACCAGACCUUUUUACCCCACCGCAGCACAAACCUGCAGCCGUACACCAAACGGGCUGCAGCAACCAAGCUACAGUCAGCAGAGAAACUGAUGUACAUUUGCACUGACCAGCUGGGCUUGGAGCAAGACUUUGAACAGAAGCAGAUGCCUGAUGGGAAAUUAAACAUUGAUGGUUUUGUUCUUUGCAUAGAUGUAAGUAAAGGCUGUAAUAGGAAAUUUGAUGAUCAGAUGAAAUUUGUAAACAGUUUAUACUCUCAGAUAGCAAAGUCAAAAAAGCCCAUUGUUAUUGCUGCAACAAAGUGCGACGAGUGCGUCGAGCAGUACCUAAGGGACAUCCAGGCGUUUGCAUCAAACAAAAAGAACUUGUUGGUGGUGGAGACAUCAUCUAGGACGUGUGUAAAUGUGGAUCUCUGCUUUAAUGCAUUGAUACAACAGAUUGACAAAACGCGAGGGAAACCGAAAACCAUUCCUUAUUUGGAUGCGUAUAAGAUCCAGAGACAGCUUGUUGCUACUGUGACUGAUAAGUUUGAGAAGCUUAUAGUGCAAACUGUCAAAGAUUACCACACAAGCUGGAAAGCUGUAAGUAAUAAGUUAAAAAAUCACCCAGACUAUGAGGAAUACAUCAAUUUGGAAGGUACCCGGAAAGCCCGAAACACAUUUUCCAAGCACAUAGAACAUUUGAAGCAGGAACAUAUCAAGAAAAGGAGAGAAGAAUACUUUUCCAGCCUGCCUAAAAUUCUUAAUAGCUUGCUUAGUAACCUAGAGGAAAUUGAGAACUUGAGCUGGCCAGAAGCUCAGAGUCUUCUGAAGAGUAGGCCGGAGUUCCAGUAUUGGUUUGUAAUACUGGAGCAGACACCCUGGGAUGAGACUGAACACAUUGACAAAGUAAAUGACAGAAGAGUUCCCUUUGAUCUCCUCAGAACUGCGGAAGGGGAAAAGAUUUAUCAAAAUCACGUUCAGCACUUGAUAUCUGAGAAAAGGCGAGUGGAGAUGAAAGAGAAGUUUAAGAAGACACUGGAAAGGGUACAUUUCAUCAGUCCGGGACAGCCCUGGGAAGAGGUCAUGUGUUUCGUCAUGGAGGACGAAGCGUACAAAUAUAUCAGUGAAUCUGAUCGCAGGGAUGUUUACAGCAGGCACCAACGGGAAAUAGUUGAACGAGCCAAAGAAGAAUUUCAGGAAAUGCUGUUCGAGCAUGCGGAGCUGUUCUAUGACCUGGACCUAAACGCCACCCCUAGCUGUGACAAAAUGAGUGAGAUUCAUGCAGUACUCAAUGAAGAACCAAGGUACAGAGCUCUGCAGAAACUUGCCCCAGACAGGGAGUCCCUUCUGCUGAAACACAUUGGUUUCGUGUAUCACCCCACCAAGGAGACUUGUCUCAGUGGCCAAAGCUGUGUGGACAUAAAGGUGGAGCAGGUUCUUGCUAACAGACUUGUCCAGCUGGACCACGGUCGCUCUAAUCUGUACCAUAACAGUGCCAACAUCGAUAAAGUUAAUCUCUGUCUCCUAGGUAAGGAAGGUCUCGCCCAAGAGCUGGCGAAUGAGAUCAGAGCACAGUCGACAGAUGAUGAGUACACCCUUGAUGGGAAAAUCUAUGAGCUAGAGCUUAUGCCUAUUGAAGUUAAUCCGGCCUUGCUACUCGGCCAUUCCUUUGCACCCAACUUCAAACCUCAUGGCUGUUUUUGUGUGUUCAGUUCUAUAGAGUCACUGAAUUUCAUUGGUGACUGCGUUAGCAGAAUCCGGGCUGAGAUCGCACAAAACAGGAGGGACAGAUUUAUGCCACCAUUGCCAUUUAUUUUAAUUCUAGCAAACCAGAGAGACAGUGUGUGCAAAAAUUUGCCUAUCUUGAGACAUCAGGGCCAACAACUUGCCAAUAAGCUCCAGUGUACAUUUGUAGAUGUGCCCUCUGGCACAUUUCCACGAAAAUUCAAUGAAUCUCAAAUAAAGCAAGCUCUUAGAGGGGUACUGGAGGGACUAAAGCACAAUUUUGAUGUAAUGAGCCCUCUCCCUUCCAUUAAAGACUUGUCUGAGACAGACUUGCGCAUCGUCAUGUGUGCUAUGUGUGGAGAUCCAUUCAGCGUGGACCUCAUUCUUUCUCCUUUCCUGGACUCGCAUUCCUGCAGUGCUGGACAGCCUGGACAAAGCAACACAUUAAUUCUUGAUAAGAUCAUUGGGGACAGUCGCAGACGAAUACAGAUCACUGUCCUCUCUUACCACUCCUCCAUCGGCAUCAGGAAAGAUGAGCUCGUUCACGGCUACAUUCUGGUCUACUCAGCAAAGCGGAAGGCCUCUAUGGCUAUGCUGAGGGCUUUCCUGGCUGAAGUCCAAGAUGUCAUCCCAGUCCAAAUGGUUGCAAUCACAGACAGCCAGGCUGAUUUCUUUGAGAAUGAAGCUAUCAAAGAACUGAUGACUGAGGGGGAGCACAUUGCCACAGAAAUCUCAGCUAAGUUCACGGCUCUCUAUUCGCUCUCUCAGUAUCACCGACAGACGGAGGUCUUCACACCGUUCUUCAAUGAGGUGCUGGACAAGAAGAGCAGCAUCGAGGGGUCGUUCAUGUUUGACAACAGCCGGGAUGGUGCCAGCGAGGACGUCUUUCCCCAGUCGCCCUAUGGACACUCGCCUGGAUACACCUACCCUGACUCAGAGGAUGACACAGAGGCACCUCCACCCUACAGUCCUAUUGGUGAUGAUGUCCAGCUGCUGCCUACUCCCAGUGAGCGCACUAAGUAUAAAAUUGACCUGGAAGGAAACGAAUAUCCGGUCCACAGCACGCCUGUCAGCGACCACGAGCGCAACCAUAAAGUGCCUCCCCCUGUCAGGCCUAAGCCCGUUCUCUCAAAGCCCGGUGUAAAGAAGCUGGACCCAAACCUGCUAAAGACCAUUGAAGCAGGUAUGAGGAGCACAAGGAGAACUCGGGUCCCCUUGGCCCAUGGGGAGGAUAUUGAGGGCUCUGACAAUUACGCAGAGCCUGCAGACACCCUUCUCAAAUCUAAGGGCUUCAAUGACGACAUUUAUGCUGUGCCAGACGAUACCCAGAGCCGAAUUGUUAAGCUGCGUAACCCUAUAGGGGGCCUUCAUGGCUCACAUGUGGAUGAAGAGAAUGGCUUUGACCGAAUGUCCAAGUCCCAGGGAGGCCGAAGGCCUUCUAAGUACAAGCAUCGCUCCAAGAUACUCUUCAGCAAAACAAAAGCAUACCAUAGGCGUGCCCACUCUGAUGCUAGUGAUGAUGAGUCUGGCCCAGCGAUGCAGAAGAAAAAGAAGGGCAGGGGACAUCGGGGCAGUGAAGAGGACCCUCUGCUCUCGCCUGUUGACCCAUGGAAGGGAGGAAUAGACAACCCAGCCAUCAUAUCCGAUCCGGAACAAGAGGACAAAAAGUCAAAGAAAAAGAAGCCACCAAAGACAAAGGAACCAAAAAAGACAAAAUCGAAGAUUACCAAACCUUUGUAUCCACCCACCCGGAGGAACUGGGAGAGCAACUACUUUGGCGUACCCCUCGAGAAUCUUGUUACACCUGAGAGACCAAUUCCACUGUUCAUUGAAAAGUGUGUGGACUACAUUGAACGAACUGGACUGACAACCGAGGGCUUGUAUCGUGUGAGCGGAAACAAGACGGAUCAAGACAACAUCCAGAAACAGUUUGAUCAAGACCACGGAGUGGACUUAAUGGCCAUGGAUGUAGCGGUCAAUGCCGUGGCAGGAGCCCUCAAGGCCUUCUUUGCCGAUCUGCCUGACCCUCUCAUACCCUACAACCUGCACCCGGAGCUGGUGGAAGCAGCCAAACUGGCAGAUCCCCUGGAAAGACUCCAUGUGUUAAAGGAGAUAGUGAGAAAAUUCCCCCCAGUGAACUAUGAAGUGUUCAAGUACGUCAUAACUCACCUAAACAGGGUGAGUCAGCAGAGCAGGACCACACUGAUGACAGCAGACAACCUGUCCAUCUGCUUCUGGCCUACGCUGAUGCGGCCCGAUUUCGAGAACAAGGACACUUUGUCCACGACCAAGCUCAACCAGUCGGUCAUCGAGUCCUUCAUUCUACAGAGCCAGUACUUCUUCUACGAUGGCGACAUAGCCGAGCUGGCCGGGCUCGAGGAUGUGGCACCUGCACAGCCCCAGGGCAUGGUGGAACCCCUGGUGCCCCUCCAGCUGCCCCCUCCGCUCCAGCCCCAGCAGGUCCAACACCAGCUGCCGCCUGAUCCCCUCAUGUAGCUACCCCUUCUUGCCGCCGCUCCUCAUGUAGGCUCCGGAUAAGAGCAGCAGUUGGAUCGAUACACUUCCAAAAUGACAAAGAAAGAAGUUUCUCUCAAUGUCUAUCACUCCGCUUUUAUUAAUCCGAAUGAAUCCAUGGCAUUGUAGCUCCAGCGAGAGUUUCCUAGACGUGUUGUGUGUGGGAGUCUUGGGGCCCAAUGCUGACGUGAGGGGAGGGGCCGCACCCUUCUUUGCAUCCCCUUUCUGCUGCAUGUGUCCAUGGCAACGCUGGUGGAGAAAACACGACCCACUGCUCCUCUCUCCAAGAUGCCAAGGAAGAGAUGCAUUUAAAAAAACACUUUCUGCUUGUUUGGUUUUGUUUUCAAGAGGAGUCAAACGUAUGUUAGCGUGUCGUACAUAAAAUGGGAAACAACAUUAUGUGUCCAGUGGUUUUGAUGGCUGUACUGAGCACAGUACGUUGUACUCUUGUUUUAAAUUCUUUUGCCAGCUGAAUUUUUUUUUAAUACACAUGAUUUUACUGUGGAAGAGCAGAAAGUGACUGGGUGGCUAGGGUCCAGCGGAGCUUGGUUGCUUUUCCUGGUGCCUCCAGUCAUCAGGCCCUGUUCUGGAGGAUUCUAAAUGUAUAGAAGUGAUGUGAACACUCCUGCGACAUGUGUCCUGGUGGACCUGCAGCCUGCAGAAUUCCUGACCCUCCGAAAGGGCGCGUCCCAACUGAUCCCUUGUGGCACAUCUCUGUGGACACACGCAUUGCAAGCACUCUGGAUCUUUUGUUUACCUUUAUUUUUCUGUUCUUUUUCCUUAACAUCUUAGUGAUACUUGCUUUCAUACAAUAAAAGAAAUUUGAAUAGAUGCUUUGUUUAAGGUAAAUUUGCAUGUGUUUUGUCUCCUGAAGAUGCAAAGAAAAAAAUCAUGUUGUACACAAAAGGCUUAUUUACAUUCAAGGUUUUUUUUCUUAACUUGGUUGAAGGGAAUUUUAAAUGGGGGCAGAGGCAAAGAGGAUAUGAUUAUUUUUUUCUUACAAGUUUUGAAGUCUUUUUAUAACAUCCCAAUAUCAUCUGGUUUACAGUACCAUAUUUUAACCAAAUCAGUUAUUCCAGAAUCAUAUUUCUUCAAUAGAUUAUUUCCCUGUUUCCCUAAAAAAGAGCGUG
Molecule: messenger RNA, 6720 nt
Organism: Scleropages formosus (Asian bonytongue)
Lineage: Eukaryota; Metazoa; Chordata; Actinopteri; Osteoglossiformes; Osteoglossidae
Gene: arhgap5
Product: Rho GTPase activating protein 5
Exons: 7
Coding region: 1076-5572 (1498 amino acids)
Biological process (GO): regulation of cell size; Rho protein signal transduction
Cellular component (GO): cytosol
Molecular function (GO): GTPase activator activity
Source: RefSeq, a predicted model, not a curated record